GUGACGUACGUCUAAGAUGGCUACUUGCGUUUACCUCUUCAGGCCCUUGGUGUCUCAACUGUUCCCCUCUGGGUAACUUGAGGAGGUUCAGUGAGGUUGUUCCGGAUGGUCGUAGUUCACGGUCGGCAAUGGAAGUCGGAAUAAGAGUGGUGAGAGGCCCUGACUGGGAGUGGGGGGAUCAGGAUGGCGGCGAGGGCUUCGUGGGUACGGUCGUUGAAAUAGGAAGGGAGAAAACUGUUAUGGUUCAAUGGGACUGCGGAACCUUGAGCAAUUACCGUAUCGGUUAUCAGAACUAUUACGAUCUGUUAAUCUGGGACAACGCGCCAGUCGGAGUGAAGCACCCCAACUUCAGCUGCGAUUCGUGCAAGCGGCAAGGUAUCCAGGGUCUGAGAUGGAAAUGCAAAAUAUGCCAUGAUUUCGAUCUAUGUAUGGCCUGUUAUAUGGGAGACAAGCACGAUUUGAAUCAUCCGUUCUUCCGUUUUGAUUCUCCAUUUAGCCAAGGGGUCGAAGUACCUAGCCGAGCAGAAAGUGUGAGAAUCCCACUGAAGGGGAUCUUUCCUUCAGCAAAAGUGAUCCGAGGCCCAAACUGGGAUUGGGGAAAUCAGGAUGGAGGGCAAGGGAAGAUAGGCUCUGUCCUGGACAUCAGAGGGUGGGACAGUGAAAGCGGACGCUCGGUUGCAAAUGUGAUGUGGUCAUGUGGAAACACAAAUGUAUAUAGAUUGGGACACAAAGGGAAGGUCGAUAUUCUCCUGGUUCAGCCUGCAUCUGGUGGCUUUUACUAUAAAUCAAGUCUUCCUGUAUUAGGGAAACCAGUGGACUCAACAUUGGGAAGAGGAGUGACCACAUGUGGUAGAGGGACUUUUGCAGUGGGAGAGAAAGUGCAGACGUGUGUUAGCAUGGAGCGACUGAAAACUCUGCAGCAAGGUCACGGAGGCUGGAAUCCUCUCAUGAUGCAGUAUAUUGGGAAGGUCGGGAGUGUCCAUCGAGUUACAGAUAAGGGUGAUAUCCGUGUGCAAUAUGAAAAUCCCACCAUGCGAUGGACAUACCAUCCUUCUGUGCUCAUGAGAGUCCCCGACAGUUUCUCCAUCGGCGAUGUUGUUCGAGUGUCGGAUGAUGAAGAACUGGUCAGGCGAUUGCAGCGUGGCCAUGGGGAAUGGACAGAUGACAUGAAAAUGGCACUUGGACGAGCAGGGAAAGUGAUACAAUUGUAUGAGGAUGGAGAUCUUCGCGUCACUGUUAGCGGGCACGAUUGGACGUUGAACCCACUUUGUGUUUCAUUUCUUCCUGGCUCUUCUCUUGACCUUCGCAACUCCAUGGAUGCUCCUUGUAUUCAGCAGCAGCAUAAUAAUCCCUUGGAGAGCUUAUCCCAGUUGCUGCAGUCAUCAUGUGGUGCAGCAGACUCAAUGCCAGAUCGCCUGGUGUCCCUUGCAGCCCAAGGCAACCUAGAAGGGGUUGAAGCCAUUGUGAACAUCAAUCCCGAGCGUGUGGAUGCUCCGAGUCGAGGGAAAACGGCCCUGCAAGUUUCGUGUCAUCAGGGUCAUCUCCCCAUUGUAGAAUUCCUUUUAUCUAAGGGAGCCAACAUGGAGGUUCGUGAUGCUGAAGGAGAUCGACCUAUACAUUAUGCUUCUUUUGGAACUACUGCAGGGCAUGUUUCAAAUAGCACUUCAAGAGGGAUAGUGGUGCCCACAAAGGGAGUGCUUGAGUUCUCACUUACCCAUCACUUGGCAGUUGGCAUCCUCCUCAAUGAAUCUUCCACCAUUGAUGUCAACGUUCAGGAUAGCUAUGGGGAUACUGCUCUUCAUGAUGCAAUUGGGAAAGAAUCUCCUGCCAUACUUGGACUCCUCUUAUCCAAACCAGGAAUUGAUGUUACGCUUCGCAAUCGUAGGGGCUUCCAUCCACUGCAUCAUGCUGCACUCAAAGGGAAUGCCAUGGCAGUGGAAAAGAUGUUGGAGUCGAGUCCCCAGCUGGUCAACAGCAAGAAAGAUGAUGGAUUCUCUGCUCUACAUCUGGCAGCUCUGAAUGGACAUCUACAGAUCACAGAACGGCUACUGCGAGUCGCUCAGUGCGAGGUGGACGUGCGCAACAACCGCCGACAGACGCCUUUGAUGCUGACACUCACCCAGUUCCACAUUCCUGUUGGUGCUGCAUUGCUCAGACAUGGAGCUGAUGUCAAUGCUGUGGACGAAGAGGGAAAUUCCACUCUCCAUCUUGUUCUCACACGUCUUCAGGCGGAGGAAGACGAGUCUUCGUCUUACGAUAAGCCCCGACAGGUGGUGGAGUUCUUACUUGCCAGUGGAGCAAAUCCAGACUUAGCCAAUGCCAAGGGUGAAACACCCAGACUUUUUCUUCCUUCAAGUCUGAAGAACAGUCGUUUGCUGACAGAAGCAUGUGGUACUUCCAAGACGUCAAACCCCGAACCGUGCAUCGAAAAGGUGGAGAAGAGGCCCGAGGAAUGUCUUGUCUGUUGUGAGGCUGAGAGCAACAUUCGCUUUGAACCAUGUGGACACUCCAUCACCUGUGAAGAGUGUUGUGUCCGGAUGAAGAAAUGCAUUGUGUGCUCCACCAUCAUUGUUAAGAAGUUUUCUAUUUCUGAUGGACGCCCAGUGAAGCGGAAUGACAGGUUGCGCUACUUGGAGGAGCGAAUGGCUGAAAUGGAAGAGUAUCACAUGUGCUCCAUCUGCAUGGAAAGGAGACGCAAUGUUGCAUUCCUUUGUGGGCAUGGUGCUUGUGUGGAAGCCAAUAGCACUGAGGUGAAGAAAGCUUUCAGGAAACUCUCCCUUGUUCUUCAUCCGGACAAGAACGAUGCACCUGAUGCAGAAAUCAAAUUUCGCCAGCUGGCAGCAGUAUACGAGGUUCUCCGAGACGAGAAGCGGAGAGCUCGGUACGAUCAAGUCCUCAUCGAGGGCCUGCCAACAUGGAGGAUGCCAGUGUAUUACUUCAGACGAGUUCGAAAAAUGGGCAUGGGAGAGUUGGCCAUCUUCCUUUCAGUUCUCUGCACAAUUGGGCAUUAUUUGAUGUCAUGGGCAGCAUACUGGGAGAAGAAGUUAGCAGUGGAUCAGCAAAUGGAAUCUUGGCGGAAAAAGCGUGGGAAAAAGAGAAGUGAAAUCAUAGAUCAGGAGAUGGAAGAUCUCAGAAAAAAUUUAAUGGAAAGUGCUCCUAGACCCAGGUUCUGGAACUUGCUGCCAUUCCUGUUGGCGAAGGGAAUCUGGUGCAGUGCAAUAGCUGCCCCAGAGAUGAUCCGUGCAUGGCGGGAACAAAAGGCCCUCAAAGAGGCAGAGACAGAUGAAAGUGAAGAAGAAGAGGAUGUUGCAGUGAAGAGGGAAAAGAGACCAAGGCGACGUCAAGUUGAGAUCCCCGAAUACGAAGGAGGGUCUAGUUCAGAUGAAGCAAGUAAUACAAAUGAGGAAAAAACUGAAGAAAAAGAUGAUGAGAUAAGGACUUUCAAAAGAGAGGAGAGACAGGGUGGAUUAUGGACAGAUGAGGACUUUGCCACCUUGGUUCGACUCAUGAAGAAGUACCCUGGAGGUGUGGUCGGACGAUGGGAGAAGAUCGCAGAGGCCAUGGAUAGAACUGUAUAUGAAGUUACCCACAUGGCCAAACGGUUCAAAGAUGAUGCCCUACGUCCAAAGCCACCACCUGAAGAGCCAGAGAAGUGUGUGGAGAUCACAGAGAACACCAUGACUAUUCGCACAGUGGAUGGAGAUGAAGAGGUGAUCAUGUUGAAAAAACCAAAAGUGAAGACUCGAAAGCCAGAGACUGUGCCAAGUGAAUCUAGCAAGAAUGACACAUGGACUGCAAGCCAGCAAAAGGCCCUAGAGGCAGCUCUCAUUCAUUUCCCCAAGGGAACAGAUGAGAGAUGGGAGCUGAUUUCCAAUUGUGUUCCAGGCAAAUCAAAGGAGGAGUGCAUGCAGAGGUUUCGGUUUAUUGCUGAGACAGUCAAACAGAAGAGGGCUCAGCAACCACAAUGAAUAUCAUAGACCUCAUCUCUGACAGAUUCUAUAUAUUGUGACUGAAUUUUCAUGUCUUCCCUUACUCAUCAUUGCAAAAGAAUAACUAAUUUAUUUAUAUUUUGCUUGUGUUUUCUUCCAGAAGAAGACUUCAAAGUGAAUCUGAGCAGUCUGUGUUUAUUUCUUGCUGUAAUAGGCCAUUCAUAUUUUAUUGAAGGAAGCAAUAUCAACUGAUUGGAC
Darwinula stevensoni is the source of this 4187-nucleotide messenger RNA. The record is from the annotation of a GenBank genome assembly. NCBI's taxonomy places the organism in Eukaryota, Metazoa, Arthropoda, Ostracoda, Podocopida, Darwinulidae.